Molecule: messenger RNA, 3743 nt
Organism: Pantherophis guttatus
Lineage: Eukaryota; Metazoa; Chordata; Lepidosauria; Squamata; Colubridae
Gene: SEC63
Product: SEC63 protein translocation regulator
Biological process (GO): SRP-dependent cotranslational protein targeting to membrane; post-translational protein targeting to endoplasmic reticulum membrane
Cellular component (GO): Sec62/Sec63 complex
Molecular function (GO): transmembrane protein transporter activity; RNA binding
Source: RefSeq, a predicted model, not a curated record
CUCAUUCUCGCGGGAUCCUUGCAAGAGGCGGCCGCUGGGGCCGCUUGAAGGAGCGAGCACGCAAGCCGAGCGGGGGGGCGGGGCGUGCGGGCAGCCAUGGCCGGGCAGCAGUUCCAGUACGAUGACAGCGGCAACACUUUCUUCUACUUCCUCACCAGCUUCGUAGCCCUCAUCGUUAUCCCCGCCACCUACUACCUGUGGCCGCGGGACCAGCACGCCGAGCAAAUUCGUUUAAAGAAUUUAAGAAAAGUUUAUGGAAGAUGCCUGUGGUAUCGAUUGCGAUUGUUAAAGCCCCAGCAGAAUAUAAUUCCUACAGUAAAAAAAGGUGUGUUGCUUGCUGGAUGGGCACUCUUUUUGUUUCUUGCUUACAAAGUGUCCAAAACAGACCGAGAAUAUCAAGAAUACAAUCCAUAUGAAAUACUACAGUUAGACCCAGGUGCAACAGUGUCAGAAAUUAAAAAGCAAUAUCGUUUGUUAUCGCUGAAAUACCAUCCAGAUAAAGGUGGCGAUGAAGUUAUGUUUAUGAAUAUUGCUAAGGCUUAUGCAGCUUUAACUGAUGAAGAAUCUCGAAAAAAUUGGGAAGAAUACGGCAGCCCUGAUGGACCACAGGCUACAAGCUUUGGAAUUGCACUGCCAGCUUGGAUUGUGGAUCAGAAGAAUUCUAUUUUGGUUUUGCUGGUUUAUGGAUUAGCAUUUAUGGUUAUUCUUCCAGUGGUUGUAGGUUCUUGGUGGUAUAGAUCAAUUCGUUACAGUGGAGACCAGAUUCUCAUCCGUACAACGCAAAUUUAUACCUAUUUUGUUUAUAAAACCAGAAAUAUGGAUAUGAAAAGACUUAUAAUGGUUUUGGCAGGGGCUUCUGAAUUUGACCCUCAGUAUAAUAAAGAUGCAACAAGCAGACCUAUAGACAAUAUUCAAAUACCCCAGCUUAUCAGAGAAAUUGGCAGCAUUAAUUUGAAGAAAAAUGAACCUCCGCUUACUUGUCCGUAUAGCUUGAAAGCCAGAGUGCUCUUACUAUCUCAUCUUGCCAGAAUGAAAGUCCCUGAGACACUUGAACAAGAUCAACAGUUUGUCUUAAAAAAGUGCCCUUCCUUGCUUCAAGAAAUUGUAAAUGUAAUCUGCCAAUUAAUACUCAUGGCACGUAGCAGGGAAGAAAGAGAAUUUCGUGCUCCCUCAUUGGCUUCUUUGGAAAACUGCAUGAAACUUUGUCAGAUGACCGUCCAAGGGCUUCAGCAGUUUAAGUCUCCACUCCUUCAACUCCCACAUAUUGAAGAAGAUAAUCUCAGAAGGGUGUCUAAUCAUAAAAAGUACAAAAUUAAAUCUAUCCAAGACUUGGUGAGUUUGAAAGCUUCAGAUCGUCACAAUUUACUUCACUUUCUUGAAGAUGAAAAAUAUGAAGAAGUUAUGGCUGUCCUUGGCAGUUUUCCACAUAUCAUCAUGGAUAUAAAACCCCAGGUUUUGGAUGAUGAAGACAGUAAUAACAUCACUGUAGGAUCGCUAGUCACAGUUUUGGUCACCUUGACAAGACAGACAAUGGCAGAAGUGUUUGAGAAAGAACAGUCAACCUGUUCAGCUGAAGAACAGCCUGCAGAGGAUGGCCAAGGAGACCUUAAUAAAUCGAAGAAUAAAGGAUGGCAGCAGAAGAACAAAGGAGCAAAGAAGACUUCCAAAUCAAAGAAGAAAAAACUUGUGAAAAAGAAGCCAGCUCCUGCUCCUUUGAUACAAACAAAGCAGCUGAAGCAAAAACAAGCUAAUGGGGUUGCUGGGAAUGAAAUUGUCAAGGAUGAUGAUUACGAUGUUUCUGAUAAAGGAAGUGAAUCUGAAGAAGAUGACACCAAUCGGGAAUCAUUAAGUGAGAAAGAUGAUGGCAGUGACCGAGACUCUGACAGAGAACCAGAUGAAAAGCAAAGCAAGGAUGACGAAGCUGAGUGGCAAGAAUUACAACAGAGUAUACAACGAAAAGAACGGGCUCUCUUGGAAACCAAGUCAAAAAUAACUCAUCCUGUUUACACUCUCUACUUUCCUGAGGAAAAACAGGAGUGGUGGUGGCUAUAUAUAGCAGAUAGGAAGGAGCAAACACUAAUAUCAAUGCCAUAUCACGUGUGUACACUAAAAGACCAAGAAGAGGUAGAACUAAAAUUUCCUGCACCGGGUAAACCUGGAAACUACCAAUAUACCGUUUAUUUAAGAUCGGAUUCCUACAUGGGCUUGGAUCAGAUUAAACCAUUAAAGCUGGAAGUUCAUGAAGCUAAACCUGUGCCAGAAAAUCAUCCACAGUGGGAUACAGCAAUAGAGGGAGAUGAAGACCAGGAAGACAGUGAAGGUUUUGAAGACAGUUUUGAGGAAGAAGAAGAGGAGGAAGAAGAUGAUGACUAAAUAGUAUGACGAAUGAACUGUGUGAUACGGGAUAUCUCUACAAACAUGACCUGGGAAAAGAUAAAAACAGUGCAGAUGAACUGAAGAUUUUUUUCAAGUUUCUUUUUACCAAUUAUGAAUACUUCAUGUAAUUUCCCAGUGGAGGUCUGUCAGUCAGUUGGGUAUAUAACCUGGGAGGUGCUUAAGGCUCUUCACAGCCUUUAAGUAUAGGAUGCAUUUAUUCCAACUGAAAAUAAAAGCUUUUUUAUUCUAAAUGUCCAGAAGUGUGGGCUACAUUGUUUGAUCAACUUUUGGUCCAGUAUAGUAACAGAUCCUAUUAUUAAAUGGAAGCAAUCAUUAAACCAACAUUUCAUAUUAGGCAAUUUGUUUUACAAGUUCUGUUGAAAUUAACAUCCACUUGAGUUUCUAUGUUGGGAAAAUCUGCGAGAUCUUUUUCAGUGAUGUUAAGAACAUUGAGCUAAGAUUGCUUAUAGCUUUCAGUCUAUUUUGUUUGCUUUGGACUUGGUAUCUUACCCUGAGAGGGGUACAUUCCAUAUUGUCACACACAUAGGCUUAUUUUUUGAGACUUAAAUCUACCUUUAAUGGAGGGGAGUUAUUGCCUCUAAUUUUCAUGCAGGUUAUAAAUCUAUAUUUCUCAAUGGCUAAAAAUAUGUCUAAGCACCUACUAUCUAGCAAAUCAUACAGUAUUUCUUUUGAUAAACCUGUAUGUAUAUUAAGAGUUUGGGGACCAUAUGUUAUAUCAAGCAGUGGCAAUAUCCUUUUCUAAAUAUAAAGAUAUCAAAUCUAUAAUUCUUGGCUUUCAGUCUACUUUAUUUUGUCAGAAGCCUUUUAAAUCAGACACACUGACACACUAAGAUAUGUUUUUUGUAUUUAUUCAGAACCAUUCAAAAUAAACUGGAUUAAAUUUGAUAAAAGUAUACAUUGUAAUAGUUCAUUUUUCCUCUCUACUGAGGAUAUUAAUGUGGACUAUAUUCCCAAUACAGUUGGUUUUGAUUAAAUAUAGAUCACAAGUUUUCUUGUGAAGGAGAAGCAAAAUCUUGCAAUAAAGUCUACUGUUUCUUCCCAUGUAAUAAAUACAAUUAUUGAUGUGGUAAGGAACUGUAGAAAUACAUUCAGAUGUCAAUCAUGUAGAAAGAUUUUUUUAUAAUUAAAUGUUAAAGAACUAUACAAUUAAAAUACUGUAAAACCCUUGACAAAAAAAUGCUCAUGCAGGAAGAUUUUCAUAGAACAGAAACCACCCACAGGCCAAAUGAGCUGCUCCUUUAUUUGUGACCCUGUUUAUGAAAUAAUAGACUGUCACUUUCAAUGCAAACUUACAUGGAUAUUUCUCUUUGUAAUUGCAGUAGUUGCAAAUAAAAUUUAAAAACAUC